This is a messenger RNA of Vicia faba (fava bean), 1308 nucleotides long. The record is from the annotation of a GenBank genome assembly. NCBI's taxonomy places the organism in Eukaryota, Viridiplantae, Streptophyta, Magnoliopsida, Fabales, Fabaceae.
AUGUCAACUCCUUCAUCAUCAUCUUCUUCAAUUUGGAUUCUAUCUAACAUGAAGCUUCAAUUCUUUACACGUAUCAAACGUUUUCUCCAAUCCAAAGCAACCCGAAAACGCUGCGAUAUCUCUGAUCAGUCUAACAAAGAAAAAACCAUAACUAAGCAGAACAAAGCUGAAAAGAUUGAAGCAGUUCAAGUUGUGGAGAACCAUAAGGAGGAGGUGGAGGUGGAGGAAACUGAAAUUCUGCUGCAAAAGACUGUGAAAAUGCUUCACUUUGGAAGCUGGGAAGAGAAAGAGGUAGCUGCAAAAGAGAUUGAAUGUUUAGUUAAAGAUGAUGUCAAAGUUAGAAAGUUGAUAACAGAACUUGGGGUGGUGCCGGUUUUGGUAUCCAUGGUGGCGUCGUCGGUGGUUAGUCGCCGGAGAGCAGGGUUGACGGCGUUGAUCUACCUAGCUGAUGGAACUUACACGAACAAAGCUAUGAUAGUGGAGGCAGGAAUAUUAUCCAAACUACCUAAGACAAUUGACCUUAUAGAUAACUCAACCAUGAAUGAGUUUGCAGAGUUAGUUCUAUCAUUAUCAUCACUUGCAAACACACAAUUUCCUUUUCCUUCAUUAAAUUUUCUACCAUUUCUCAAAGACAUUCUUAAAAUAGACACAAACUUUGACACCAAAAGAUCAUGUUUAGGUGCCUUGUACAACAUAUCAACAAUGUUAGAAAAUGCAAGCACUUUGGUUUCUUAUGGUAUUGUCCCAAUUUUGUUGGAACUUUCUUUAGUGAAAGAAAUUUCGGAAAAAGCACUUGCUACUUUAGGUAACUUGUUGGUUACUCUAACGGGAAAAAAGGAAAUAGAGAAAAGCUCAAUGGUACCACAAAAUUUUGUGGAGGUUUUGUCAUGGGAAGACAAACCAAAAUGUCAAGAGUUGUCGGUUUAUAUUUUGAUGAUUUUGGCUCAUCAAAGUUUUGAUCAAAGAGAGAAAAUGGCACAAGCUAGGAUUGUUCCUAUGCUUCUUGAAGUUGUUUUGUUGGGGAGUCCUUUAGCUCAAAAGAGAGCAAUGAAACUAUUGCAAUGGUUUAAGAAUGAGAGGCAGGUUAAGAUGGGGCCACAUUCAGGUCCACAAACACCAAGAUUUGCAAUGGGAUCACCUUUGAACCAAAGGGAUAGUAAAGAAGGGAAGAAUUUGAUGAAGAGUUUGGUGAAACAAAGUUUGCAUAAGAAUUUGGAAAUAAUAACUCAAAGGGCAAAUUUAAAUGGAGAGUCCUCGAAACAUAAGUCGUUCGUUGUCAGCACAAGUUCCAAGAGUUUGCCUUAUUGA